Helobdella robusta is the source of this 1050-nucleotide messenger RNA. RefSeq lists its product as hypothetical. The transcript is spliced from 5 exons. Gene Ontology annotation, biological process: regulation of transcription by RNA polymerase II. Gene Ontology annotation, molecular function: chromatin insulator sequence binding. The record is from RefSeq and is a predicted model, not a curated record. Gene Ontology annotation, cellular component: chromosome. NCBI's taxonomy places the organism in Eukaryota, Metazoa, Annelida, Clitellata, Rhynchobdellida, Glossiphoniidae. Bases 1 to 1050 code for a protein of 349 amino acids.
AUGAAUCUUGAGGUUUGGACCGAAGAAUUUGAUUCAAAACCAACCUUCAGUGCCAAAAAAAAAGGCAAGACCAAAUCAUCAACGUCCAACUCAAAAUCAGGUGGCAGUGGCAGAAAACGAAAAACAGUUACAGACAGUCGGAACUUGUCGGGGACGCACGCUGAAGAUUUGAAGUCGAGACUCCUGCCAGUGGAGGAAGAGACAUUCCUGAAUGAUCCGUACAUAACUCCAUUCCUCCUGCUACCCAACGCUGCAACUCCGUUCAUCAUCAAAAGUGGAAAGAACAAUAAAAAUGAUAAAAACUUCGCCAAUUCAACCGAAACGACACAAAACAAAUAUGACACAAAUCCCAAAAACACAGACGCCAAUCCCAAACAACAACUACAGCAAACAUUAACUCAUCUCCAACAGUAUAAUCUGCCAUCAGCAUCUUCUACUACUACGACAUCCACAGCACCGACCGCAACCACAACAGCGACAGCGACUCUCAACAAACAACACAACUUCACGUGCGAGCAGUGUGGAAAGUUCUUUCGACUCAGCUCGCAUUUGAAGUCGCACCUGAAAAUCCACCUGAUCGAGAAGGAGCACAAAUGCGACGAGUGUGGCAAGACAUUCCCCAUACCAAACAACCUGAAGAAGCACAUGAGGGUGCAUUCGGGGGAGCGACCAUACGUCUGUCUAAUCUGCAACAAAUCGUUCACUUCCGGUAGCAACCUAAAGAUCCAUAGCAAAUCACACAGCGGCGACAAGCCACACGUCUGCGCUGUCUGCUCGAAGGCAUUCACGCUGAAAAGCCACCUGGCGAACCACAGAAAAAUUCAUUUCUCCAAUCGGGGCUACCAGUGUGAGGUCUGCGACCGCAGCUUCAAGAAAUUCAUCUGCUCCUGUUGCGACAGGUCUUACCACACGCUGAAGAUGUUGAAGCAACAUCUAAGAUGGCAGCAUUCAACAGGAAACGACGAAGAAUCUUACAACUGCCAACUGUGCUCCGUCAGGUUCACCGAGCAGCAUUCACUACUAAAACACAUGAGGAAACAUGAACUAUGA